Messenger RNA from Perca fluviatilis (European perch), 712 nucleotides. RefSeq names its product ladderlectin-like. Lineage: Eukaryota; Metazoa; Chordata; Actinopteri; Perciformes; Percidae. The record is from RefSeq and is a predicted model, not a curated record. Bases 22 to 549 code for a protein of 175 amino acids. Gene Ontology annotation, molecular function: signaling receptor activity. The transcript has 6 exons.
GUUAAAGCUAUCACCUUGACCAUGAAGACACUGACUGUGUUUGCACUGGUUUGUGCCAUGACGGCUCUGACUGGAGCUGAUGCUGUUCCAGAGGAAAAGACAGAUAAAGACCAAACAGCUGAUGUUAAUCUGGUCAAGAGGUGGGUCAGAAGAGGAUGCUUCGGGGGUUGGUCUACGUUCAAUGGCCGUUGUUUCCUCUACGUUCCAAGACUCAUGACCUGGGCUAAAGCUGAGAAAAACUGUGUGUCCAUGGGAGGAAACCUUGCGUCCGUUCGCAACAUCAUGGAGUACCACGAGCUUCAGAGGCUGAUUGUGAUCGCCAGUCAUGCGUACAAAGUAACCUGGAUUGGAGGCAGUGAUGCACAAGAGGAAAAACAAUGGUUGUGGAGCGAUGGCACACCUUUCCGCUACUCCAACUGGUGUCGUGGACAGCCUAAUAACCUCGGGGGCAGGCAGAAUUGUUUGCAAAUAAAUCAUGGAGCUCAGAAAUGCUGGGACGACCGUCAGUGCAACUAUGCAAGACCGUCUGUCUGCGCCAAGAAACCCUGAAGAUGCCUGGUCUGACACCAUAACGUACCCGUAAAAAGCCCAAACACUGGGGAGUGUGUUUGUGUUUCUGCCUUUAAAUACAUCUGUCUUUACUCCGUCAGUCUCACAUCUGAGCUGAAGGGUCUCAUUUAAGUUUCAUAUCUUUAUUUCUGUUCUAUCGCUG